AAUGGCCUCCACCAAACUUAAAAGUAAAAUCUGGCACUGCUGUAGUAUUUUGAGCGAUUGCGACUAUCGUGUUUAUUUUCAUCGAUACUCGAGAUUAGUGAAAACUUCAUCUAGAAAACUUCUCAAUUUACACAACAAAAAAUGGGAGCUAACGCGUCUCAGCUUGAAAAAGAAAUCGGAUCUGAACAAUUUCCGACGAAUGAACACUAUUUCGGACUUGUAAAUUUUGGGAAUACUUGUUAUUCAAAUUCUGUCCUUCAAGCUCUAUAUUUCUGCAAACCUUUUCGUGAAAAAGUGUUGGAAUAUAAAAUGAAGAACAAGAGAUCCAAAGAAACAUUGUUGACAUGUCUAGCUGAUCUCUUUCAUAACAUUACUACCCAGAAGAAAAAGGUUGGGACAAUAGCUCCCAAAAAGUUUAUUGCUAGGCUGAAGAAAGAAAAAGAAGAAUUUGAUAACUAUAUGCAACAAGAUGCCCAUGAAUUUCUAAAUUUCUUGAUCAAUCAUAUCAGCGAAAUCAUAACAGCUGAACGACACCAAACAAACAAUUCAGCGACACCGACAACUAAUGGAAAGGUUCAGAAUUCUAAAGAUCCCUGUAACGGAUCCGCGUCUCUGAAAUUUGAUGGCAGUAACGGUUCGAUGACGUCCACUGGAAACCAUGAAUCAACGUGGGUUCAUGAAAUUUUUCAAGGAAUCCUCACCAGUGAAACUCGCUGCUUAAACUGCGAAACUGUCAGCAACAAGGAAGAAGAUUUUUUUGAUCUGCAGGUUGACGUUGACCAAAAUACUAGUAUUACCCAUUGUUUAAGAACAUUUUCGUCCACUGAAACCCUUUGUACUGACAACAAAUUCAAGUGUGAUGUUUGCAGUUCUUAUCAAGAAGCUCAGAAAUGCAUGCGAGUGAAGAAACUUCCUUUGAUCCUUGCACUGCAUCUCAAGCGGUUCAAGUACGUCGAACAGUACAAUCGUCACAUAAAAGUUUCACAUCGAGUGGUGUUUCCACUUGAGCUGCGGCUAUUUAACACUUCUGAAGAAUGCCCUGACAGAUUGUAUGACUUGGUAGCAGUAGUCGUCCAUUGCGGAAGCGGGCCCAACCGUGGUCAUUAUAUAUCAAUUGUCAAAAGUCACGACUUUUGGCUGUUAUUUGACGAUGAUAUAGUUGACAAAAUUGAUCCGUCUGCAUUGGAAGAUUUCUAUGGUCUAACGUCAGAUGUACAAAAAGCCUCAGAAACUGGCUACAUCCUUUUUUACCAAUCUCGAGACACAUCCUGAAAAUGAACAAUGUAUGGAUAUGAAGAGUUCUUGUUAUCAACCAACUCCAAGAGUACCAAGACGCGCGUAAUACAUCAGGAGAAGGAAUAGUAAUAAGAAAUUAAGAAUGAACAAUUUAAGGUUGUUGGAUAGAAACUUUUCAGUGAAAAGUGUUCUCCUUGUAAAUGAAAAAUAUCCUAGAGGUUUGUUAAUAGUGAUAUUUCAUUUGUUCAGUAAUAAAAUUAUAAACUCUU
Messenger RNA from Daphnia pulex (common water flea), 1505 nucleotides. It is a transcript of the gene Usp12-46, whose product is annotated as ubiquitin carboxyl-terminal hydrolase 46-like. NCBI's taxonomy places the organism in Eukaryota, Metazoa, Arthropoda, Branchiopoda, Diplostraca, Daphniidae. The transcript has 9 exons. Gene Ontology annotation, cellular component: cytosol; nucleus. Gene Ontology annotation, molecular function: cysteine-type deubiquitinase activity; cysteine-type endopeptidase activity. Gene Ontology annotation, biological process: protein deubiquitination. The record is from RefSeq and is a predicted model, not a curated record. Bases 142 to 1272 code for a protein of 376 amino acids.